Messenger RNA from Owenia fusiformis, 1378 nucleotides. Lineage: Eukaryota; Metazoa; Annelida; Polychaeta; Sabellida; Oweniidae. The record is from the annotation of a GenBank genome assembly.
GCAAUUAAAAAACUUCCGGUUUGAAAUUUCCGAAUAAUUUCACACAUAUUUUACUAUUAUUUUACUAAUUCUAGACGAUAAUGAAUAAUAAAUUUGAUGCACUGACUAAUGAAAACAGUGACUCUGGUGAGGAAGGAGAAAGUAAUGGUGACAAACAAAAUGAAGAUUCAUCGAAAAAAGUCGUGAAAGUAGGACCUGGUGAACAUCCUUUACAAUUCAACUAUGCAUUUUGGUUCUCAAGAAGGACUCCUGGAAAACAAAGCUGGUCCAGUUAUGACCAGAAUCUCAAACACGUCAUUACGUGUGCCUCAGUGGAGCAGUUUCAUCAUGCGUACAGUCACAUGGUGCGACCAUGUGAUCUAUCAGGACACAGCGACUAUCACAUCUUCAAAGAGGGAAUAAGGCCAAUGUGGGAAGAUGAAGCUAAUAAACAUGGUGGCAAAUGGAUCAUCAGGUUAAAGAAGGGAAUUGCAUCCAGGAGUUGGGAGAAUUUGAUAAUGGCCAUGGUUGGAGAGCAAUUUAUGGUUGGAGAGGAGAUAUGUGGAGCUGUUAUUUCUAUAAGAUAUCAGGAGGACAUUCUAUCACUUUGGAACAGAACAGCCAGUGAUAUCCAUACAACAUCACGUAUUAGGGACACAUUGAAACGAGUACUGAACCUCCCUCCAAACACUAUCAUGGAAUACAAGACGCACACUGACAGUUUAAAGGAUAAUUCUAGUUUCCGUAAUACAGAUAUCUUCAUGCGAUAGAUGGAUAUACAGGAACAUUAGAAAAUCAAGAUUGUAGUUGCUCAUCUCUGGGACCUUCAAUCCUAUAAGGAUAUGUCCCACAUGUGGAAUUUCCUCUCAAGUUUACCACAUCUCAUAUUAGACUGGUGAAAUGGAUAGACUUUUCCUGGAAUAAAUAUGAUGCAAAUAGUGGAUUUUUCAAUAUUUUUUUAAAAACUGACUCCGGUUCCUUUUUAGUUUUUUUUCAACAUGAUUCGUGUGUUUUAUAAUCCUGGCUUGAGAUCAGUUUUACAUACAGGGUGGUCCCAAACAUAUGACCCUCUUAUUGUGGAAUAAUUGUGUUAAAAUUAAGAAAAUCCUGUUUUUCAUCAAGGCAUGACCUGUUUGGGGUCACCCUGUAUACAGACUGGAGCACUAACGAAUUACUAUUACACUUUUCUCAGAUUUUAUUCAGCAUUAUCUCUUUUCUGUAAAUUUUUGUUUGUAAAGCUGUAAACGUUUUCCUCUUGUUUAGUAAGGUGUACAUAACUGUACAGAAAUGUAAAAAAUAAAUAAAAAUUGUAAAAACAACAAACUUGUGUUUAUUGGUAUAACAUAAUAUGCAAUGUUCAUUUUUUCAUACCUGUUUAAUACAAUAUACAGGAUAUAGG